GGUCUCUCAAAUUGAAAAUAUAAUUUCUGCUUCAUAGAUUCCUCAAAAAAUUCAGCAUAGCAUCCGUAAUAAGUAGAACAAGUAGGUGGAAUAUCUAGAAUGUUUAUUUGAGAAACAAGAAGACAGGAAGAGGCUUAGAGAACUACUAUCAAGUAAAUUUAUGAAAACCUGUCGGUAGUAUGUCGAAGGCAAUUAAGAAAAUAGUGGAAGAGGCGAGAGAUAAGGAACUCACUGAAAUUGACUUAGCCGAUCGUGAAAUAAAAAGUUUAAACAGCGUUCCUAUUUUGCUUCAGUUACGGCAGCUAACAAAGCUUACUUUAUCUCACAAUAAAUUGACUGCAAUCCCUUCUUCAAUUGUUGACUUGUGGAAUUUGGAACAUUUGAAUCUUUUCAAUAAUUUUAUCGAGGAACUCCCAACUUCCAUCACAACACUCUCAAAACUAAAAUUCUUAAAUGUUGGUGUGAAUCGAUUAAGUUCUUUACCUCGUGGAUUUGGCUCAUUGCCUUGCUUGGAAAUCCUUGAUUUAACCUACAACAACCUGAAUGAAAAUUCUCUACCAGCAAAUUUUUUCUUAUUAGCAGAAAGUUUACGUGCAUUAUAUCUUGGUGAUAAUGACUUUGAAAAAUUGCAACCAGAUUUUGGAAAGUUGAAAAAAUUGCAAGUGUUAGUUUUGCGUGAUAAUGACCUUAUUGAACUACCAGAAGAACUCGGUGAACUUGCAAAUUUGAAAGAACUCCAUAUUCAAAACAAUCGCUUGACAGCAUUGCCACCCUCGUUAGGUAAUCUGCAACUUGGUGAAGCUAGGCGUGUUUUCAAAGCAGAAGGGAAUUCUUGGAUUCAAGCAAUACAAGAUCAGCUCGUUCUUGGAAAUACACAUGUUUUUGAAAAUUUGAAAUCAGAUGCUUAUAAGGAAACAUACAAAAGUCACAUUAAUUCUGGUAUUAGCCCGCCACCGAAAAACGAAAAAGAAAAGACACUAAAAGAAGCAGAAAGAAGGGCUCUUAAAUAAACGAUAAUUUAUUAUCUAUAGUUGAUGGUAUAGAGUUAAGCUAUAUUUUUUGUAUUGUUAUUUUAUGAAAGAGUUCAAGUGGCGGCGGUUUUAGGUAAUCCGUUACCGCUAAAUUGUAAAUAUAUCAAUUUAUCAACUUUUCUUUCA
Messenger RNA from Xenia sp. Carnegie-2017, 1157 nucleotides. Its product is annotated as ras suppressor protein 1-like. The coding region runs from base 180 to 1010 and encodes 276 amino acids. The transcript is spliced from 9 exons. Gene Ontology annotation, molecular function: protein binding. NCBI's taxonomy places the organism in Eukaryota, Metazoa, Cnidaria, Anthozoa, Malacalcyonacea, Xeniidae. The record is from RefSeq and is a predicted model, not a curated record.